AUAAAGGAUGCAAAUAAUAAAUUAAAAAAGGCCAACGAUCACAUUGAAGGGAUGACCAAGUAUCACAUAAUGAGAGAAAAAGAGAAGAGUAGCAAGCACAGCGUGGAGAUACAGUUAUUACAAGAGGAUCUUAAAAUACUUAGCCGAAAACUCAAAGAGGCAAACGCACAAUUGACCGAAUGUCGGAUUAAGCAGACAAGUCUGCAACAAGAACAAGAAGUUCGUAAAGAG
Molecule: messenger RNA, 231 nt
Organism: Acaulospora colombiana
Lineage: Eukaryota; Fungi; Glomeromycota; Glomeromycetes; Diversisporales; Acaulosporaceae
Source: the annotation of a GenBank genome assembly